Chanos chanos (milkfish) is the source of this 1341-nucleotide messenger RNA. RefSeq names its product pleiomorphic adenoma gene 1 (gene plag1). The record is from RefSeq and is a predicted model, not a curated record. The transcript is spliced from 3 exons. Gene Ontology annotation, molecular function: DNA-binding transcription activator activity, RNA polymerase II-specific; RNA polymerase II cis-regulatory region sequence-specific DNA binding; DNA-binding transcription repressor activity, RNA polymerase II-specific. Bases 166 to 1341 code for a protein of 391 amino acids. Gene Ontology annotation, cellular component: nucleoplasm. Lineage: Eukaryota; Metazoa; Chordata; Actinopteri; Gonorynchiformes; Chanidae. Gene Ontology annotation, biological process: regulation of immune system process; regulation of cytokine production; negative regulation of transcription by RNA polymerase II.
UAAAAAUUCGGAAAAUAGUUGAAAGUCAAGAAAAACACCGUAGAAAGGAUGUUAACGCUCCCACGACCGUUGUCACUCUGCGGUGUUGAAGAUUUGGGGUCACUCGCUUUUUCAGCGUCCGGACACAGUGUUUGUGUCCAAGCCGCUGGCCGGCAGUAGGUUGCCAUGGCCACCGUCAAACCUGACGACUGCCCCCACACAGCGGAGCACGGCGGAGUGAGGAAGAAGAGGGUGGAGGGGAAGGGGAGGAAGAACUUUCCCUGCCAAAUGUGCGAGAAAGCCUUUAACAGCCUGGAGAAGCUGAAGGUUCACUCAUAUUCCCACACCGGCGAGAGACCGUACUGCUGCACACACACUGACUGCACCAAGGCCUUUGUUUCUAAAUACAAACUGCUUCGGCAUAUGGCCACGCAUUCACCAGAGAAAACCCACAAAUGUAAUUACUGUGAGAAGAUGUUCCAUCGCAAGGACCACCUGAAAAACCACCUCCACACCCAUGACCCCAACAAAGAGGCUUUUAGCUGUGCUGAGUGCGGGAAGAGCUACAACACCAAGUUGGGUUUCCGUCGGCAUCAGGCUCUUCACGCCGCCCACCGUGGCGACCUCACCUGCCAGGUGUGUCUGCAGCCGUAUCCUAGCACCCCUCUGCUGCUGGAGCACCUCCGCGGUCACGCGGGGAAGAGCGCGUCGGGCACGAAAGAGAAAAGGCACCAGUGUGAGCACUGCGAGCGACGGUUCUACACCCGCAAGGAUGUGCGGCGCCACCUGGUGGUGCACACAGGUAGGAAGGAUUUCCUUUGCCAGUACUGCGCCCAGAGGUUCGGCCGCAAGGAUCAUCUGACGCGACAUGUCAAGAAGAGCCACCCCCAUGAGCUGCUGAGGGUCAAGGCGGAGCCUGUGGAGCUGGAGUCCCGCCCCUCCCCUCCGGCCGGACCUUUCACGCUGCGGUACCCCUUAGGCCACACCUCCUACUCUCCCCCGGCCCCACUGAGGGCAGAGCUAGAGAGCUACCUUUUGGAACUGCAGGCUGAAGACACGCCCCCUAAACUGGGCACCACAACUGCAAGCAGUGAAGCUUCCUCAUUGGACUUCCUCUCUCCGCUCUUCAACUUCCUGCCUUAUAACCAGGGGGCAGGGCCGGGGCUCGGAGUUUCUUAUUCGGAGGAGGGGCCUCCUUUAACCAUGCCCACCCAAGAAGCCCCUGAGCCUCUAAGCCCAUUACAUCCACUCUCACACACAAACACCCUCUCUCACACACACACUCUCUCCGCAAAUUACACACACACGCCGAGCUUAAAUACAACCACCACCCUGCCUCGCUUCCACCAGGCCUUCCAGUGA